AUGGCCUCGAUGUCAACCCUGCCGCAGCCGUCGCGGCCUGUCACAAAUCCUCCAACUGGGUCGUUACCACCCCUCCCUAACCCUAAACCCAGAAAGACCGUAUGUUCCGACCCACCGCGGGCUGCAUCCCCCUACCAGGCUACCAAACUGCGGACGCCAUCCAGCCCUAAGCCCUCGCUCAAGUCGCCUCUGUCAACUUCGAACUCGACUUCCAAUCUCAACACUGCUCGGUCAGCUUCCAGUGGGCGCACCCCCGGUAGCCCUGACAAAUCCUUGCGCCGAACAAUUAGUAUCGCGUCGUUCCCUCACCCACCCAAGGCCAGUAGCCGUCCAUCUACUGCAUCAUCGAUCUCAGGUAUACAAGGCGCUCCUACUGUCGUGCGACCCCAAAGAGGCUCGCGGCUGAGUACGGGAACCACAAGCAGUUACCGGAGCUCAAAAACCCCGUCAUUGCUUAACGGUGUCGGUGAAGGCAAGUUUAUAUCAAGUGCAGAUGCGCGAGACCCAGAAGCAUCUCCAACUCACAGCAGAAGUUCCUCGGCGCAAGGAUCUUGCUCAACGAGUGCGACAACUUUUGAAGAUGCGGAGGAUGCGACAGGAAAAUCAAGCUCUAAACCAAAGGAGAUCAAGGGGAACGUGCUUGUCAGCGUCCGCGUUCGCCCCGAUAAUAACAGCGGAGAAACCCCCCGGAACCACGGCGAAUGGUCCGUUGAUAGCCGGAAAAGCCUCAUCUCCUACCGAGGGAAAGAAGGAGGCGAUUAUUUUUAUGGUGAGAAAUAUCACCCACAUUCAGCUUCUCCUCGGUCAGAAUUAAUAGAAUAUGCAGAUAAUGUCUUUAAUCCACAAGAAAACAAUGCAAAGGUUUAUGAUUCGGCUGCCAAACGCCUGGUCCGGCGUGUUAUGGAAGGCUACCACGGAACGGUCUUCGCAUACGGUAUGACAGGAACUGGAAAGACAUUCUCCAUGCAGGGAACAGCAACGUCCCCUGGUGUAAUCCCUCUCGCAAUCACCGACAUAUUUUCAUUCAUCAGAGAGACCCCGCAUCGGGAGUUCUUGCUGCGGGUCAGCUAUCUGGAAAUCUACAAUGAAAAGAUAAACGAUCUUCUUUCCGCUUCUGCGGCCAACGCCCCAGCCGGAUCUCAGCAGGAGGAAAUCAAACUUAGAGAGGACAGCAAACGAGGGGUGUAUGCAACACCGCUUAAGGAAGAGAUCGUCCAGAGCCCAACCCAACUCCUCCGUGUUAUUGCCCGAGGUGAUCAUGCACGACGUACGAGCAGCACACAGUUCAACGCGCGCAGCUCUCGAAGUCACGCGGUGGUUCAGAUUGUGGUUGAGAGUCGAGAGCGAGUGCCCUCAGGCAACUCUCAAGACAAGCGCUCUGGAAUUGCCCCGGGUGGUGUGCGAGUAUCAACGCUGAGUUUGAUUGAUCUGGCUGGCUCUGAGCGCGCAGCUGAUGAUAAGGAACGGCGGACAGAAGGCGCUCAUAUCAACAAAAGUCUUCUCACUUUGGGCACCAUCAUCUCUCGCCUCUCGGAAAACAAAGAUAAACAAGGCAACCCCACAGAUCGCGAUGGGAGGCAUCUGCCUUAUCGAGAUAGCAAGUUGACCAGACUCCUACAGCCAGCCCUGUCCGGUGGCUCGCUCGUAAGUAUUCUGUGCACCAUCCAACUUACCAGUGCAGUCAAUUCCCACACUGGCGAGACUUUGAACACCAUGAAAUUUGCGGCAAGGGCGAAGAAUAAUAUCGUCAGUCAUGCCAAAAAGGCCGAGGAAGCUUACGGCGGGGGUGGUGGUGAUUCAGGCAGUCGGGUUUUGCUUGAACGAUACCGCAUGGAAAUCCAGGCUCUCCGCAGUCAGCUCGACUCUCAGGCCAAAUCUCAGGCAGAGAAGGAACUCAAAUGGGAUGAACAGCAAUAUGAGAAGGAAGCACAAGCCCGACAUGAGGAACAGGUGUUGGAGAUGCAAUUAGCUCGCACUGCACUCAAAGAGCGGAUCGAGCAUCUAAAUCGCCUGAUUUUAAGUUCUAAGUCCACCGGUGUGAACAGCCAUAACAGCUUCUCUGCUUUCGGACGUGUUUCCCGCAUGUCAGCAACGGAUUCUGGUGCUCGAUCUCUACGUUCUUCCGCCAGUCAAUCUACACUGGGCGGUGGUCAUUCUUCAAUGCGGCCCAUCUCGUUCAUGUCUAUCAAUAGCAACGAUGCCUCAUCUGCUAUGCCAUAUCCGGGAGGAUCGUUCAGCAACGACUAUGAAGAUGAUCUUGGCGAAUUCGGUGAUGGCAAAGCUAGCUUGCAACGGCAGAUCACUGCAUUGCAAGCUGAUCUCGGGGAUAAGAAUCGGUACAUCUCUACCCUGGAGCGCCGGUUGCUCCAAGCACGACGGUCCAGUCAUUCUCGGAUGUCAGUGGGUGUUAAGCCUGCAAAUGCCACAAUUGCCGAGUAUCCAGAUGCCUCGGCUUUGGUACGCGAGAAGGAUAUGGAGAUCAAUGAGCUCCGGUUGCAGCUUGAUGAUAAAGAUCGGAUGCUUGCCGCGCUUCGGUCUGCGGCCCGGCAUCGGGAUCUAGCUGCUGUGACCAACGAUUCCCAGUCGCCGGAACUGAAGAGCAAGAGUGGGUCUGCAGCCGAUGAUGCAGAUGGUCUGGUCGGUAUCAAUGGCUUCAUUCCACAGCCUGAGAGUCCAAGCAAGCGUCCCUUGUCUGGCAAGAGUGACAAAGAGGACGCGGGAAAAAAUAUGGACGAGGUCUCACGGAUGCUGGAAGAAAUGAUCCAGGGCCGAGCAGAGGGUGGGCAUAUGGCCAAGGGCAAGGUCUUUGCUAGUGAAAGUCGACGAGCAUCCUCAUCCGCGGAGAUGCCUGCUCCUUCGUGGGAUCCAAAUCUCAGCUCGCCCUUCCGAGGAUGA
This is a messenger RNA of Penicillium paradoxum, 2895 nucleotides long. Its product is annotated as putative kinesin family protein (KipA). The transcript has a single exon. NCBI's taxonomy places the organism in Eukaryota, Fungi, Ascomycota, Eurotiomycetes, Eurotiales, Aspergillaceae. The record is from RefSeq and is a predicted model, not a curated record. Gene Ontology annotation, biological process: microtubule-based movement. Bases 1 to 2895 code for a protein of 964 amino acids. Gene Ontology annotation, molecular function: ATP binding; microtubule motor activity; microtubule binding.